UUUAAAACUCUAAUACAAUUCUCCGCAGAAUGGUGGAGGACCAGAUCAUAGCCGUUGACGAUGACGACACCAACGUGAACAAAGAAAGCAGUGAUGACCAGUCUCUGAUCAAUAGCGGUCGCCGCAAUGCCGUUCACUUUGCCAGCGUCGGGGAUUUCCUCUCCAGCCUCAACAUCAGGGACACAGGCCUGACCGCGCUCAAGGGUCUUCACACCCUCAGUCUGGAGCACUAUAAGAGUUGUAUGCAGGGUCCCGAGGAGCGCGACAGGGAAAUUCAUUCCUCGGGUUGCAUGACUGAAAUUGAGAUUGGCCAGCCCCCAGCCGAUCGUGUAUAAGGUCGUGAGAUGGGCCAAUGUUGAGGGAUGUAACCCAAUCAAGAUGCAGAAUUAAAAGCCAUUUCGAAAAGAGUUAGAAAUCAGAGUGGGUUUCUCUAGACAGCGAUCCCCGCCCACGUCACAAACACUUCGAUCUUGGACCUUGUAAAUUAAAUGUACA
This is a messenger RNA of Drosophila persimilis, 495 nucleotides long. RefSeq lists its product as uncharacterized. The coding region runs from base 30 to 335 and encodes 101 amino acids. The transcript has a single exon. The record is from RefSeq and is a predicted model, not a curated record. Lineage: Eukaryota; Metazoa; Arthropoda; Insecta; Diptera; Drosophilidae.